AUAGCUGGCCGCGCCUCCCGACAGCUGGGCGCUGGGUGGCGCUGCUCUGCGCGAUGGCUGCGGCGCGGGAGGCCGGCAAGAGGCUCGCCAUCGAGGGAAACAUUGGUAAGGGGUCUGGGGAGGGGGCAGGAGGAGCUCGGGGGUCUUUUCUUCCAUUGUAUGUCGGCAGCGCCGUCCUGCGACUUGGAAGCGCCCGUCCAGCCGGAGGUGGGGGGGGGAGGAACUCUGCACUUGCUCAGAGGCAGCCUUAUUAUUGCCCUGGUCGCUCGGGCCCUUGCACGGUUGCAGGAUAUAUGCCUUAGGAGCAAUGCUCCGCCCCAUUCCCCGUCUUGCUCCAGUUGGGGAAGGCGCGCAGUCUCGGGCUUCGGCGAACCUCCAGGGAAGAUCUUGGUUGGUUGGGUGGUGAUUGAUUUAUUUACUAUAUUUCUAUGCUGCUUUUCAUUCAGGUGAAUAGCAGUCGGUUACAAACAGUAAAUGACAUUCCAAACUCAACGCAAAUCAUAUAGAACAGAUAACAGAUCAUAAGUAAAACCAUUACAAUCCAUAUAGCACCAUCAACUAAAAAGGUUAAAGCAUGAACUGGUGCCUCCGCGAGUGUUCAGAAGUGAAUGGAACUUGGUGGUGGUGGUUGCAAGAGCGCUGUUAGGUUGGGCAGUAUUAUUACACCCCAUAAUAUGCAGAAAGGGAGUGGGGCCAGGGUGAGGUGCCAAGUGGGUCACAUGCACACCAUACGUUUGAAGCACAUGGCAUCCGAAUCCUGGGAACUGUGGUCGCUUAAGAGUGCUGGGUAUUGUAGCUCCUUGAGGAGCAAACUAUAGGUCCCAGGAUUCUUUAUCCAAUAAGGUGAGUGUUGGAAGAUUCAGGACAGGGGGAAAAAAUGCCCUCCUUCAUGCAGCAUGUAGUUUAACUAUGGAACUCACUUCCACAGGAGGCAGCAGUGGUCACCAACUAGGUAAAGGUAAAGGUACCCCUGCCCGUACGGGCCAGUCGUGUCCAACUCUAGGGUUGUGCGCUCAUCUCACUUUAGAGGCUGGGGGCCAGCGCUGUCCGCAGACACUUCCGGGUCACGUGGCCAGCGUGACGAAGCUGCUCUGGUGAGCCAGCACCAGCGCAGCACACGGAAACGCCGUUUACCUUCCCGCUAUAAAGCGGUACCUAUUUAUCUACUUGCACUUAGGGGUGCUUUUCGAACUGCUAGGUGGGCAGGAGCUGGGACCGAAAGACGGGAGCUCACCCCGCCGCGGGGAUUCGAACCGCCGACCAUACGAUCGGCAAGUUCUAGGCACUGAGGUUUUACCCACAGCGCCACCCGCGUCCCUGCUUAAAAUUUAUAUACUGCUUGACUGAAACCCCCACCCACCCUCAGAGCUGUUUGCCAGAAUUAUUCUUAGGGGGAAGCCAUGUGCUCCAAGUAUGUGGUGUGAAUGUUACAUCCCAUCUCCACGGCUCAUUCUCUGCACAACGUAAGCAGAACGAGGUUGCUUUUCCUUUUGCUGAUAUUUGGAAACGCAGUAUAAGGAGGAAUGUUGGCUAAUGGGCAUACGUGCUUUUUGCUCCGCCAGCGGUGGGGAAGUCAACGUUUGUGAGAGUGCUCAGAAAAGCCUUUCCAGAAUGGUCCAUGAUCUCGGAGCCAGUGUCCAAGUGGCAGAAAGUUCAAGCUGCUGGUCCCCACCAGGUAAGAGUCCAGAUGUAAAACUUGUUUGGUCUGUAAGGAACUGAGCUAUUUUGGUUCAGAAUAUUGUAUUCAAUCAACUGGGAGUUCUUCUUCAGUACAAGAAUUCUGAGCAAAGGGGAAACUUGCCUUCUUACCAAAAUAAUCAUUCAGAUAAAAUAACCAUUCACUCUCGUGCAACUUCCUUUGGCACCAAAGAGUAUUCACCCUCUUUGUGCUAAAGCAGGCUUCCUCAAACUCAGCCCUCCAGAUGUUUUGAGACUACAGUUCCCAUCAUCCCUGACCACUGGUCCUGCCUAGCUAGGGAUCAUGGGAGUUGUAAGCCAGAAAUAUCUGGAGGGCCGAGUUUGAGGAAGCCUGUGCUAAAGGUUAUAAGAACACCAGUAGAGCCUGCCGGAUCAGGCCAAUGGCCCAUUGAGUCCAGCAUCCUUUUCUCCCUGUGGCCAAGCAGAUGCCUGUGGGAAACCUUCCAGCAGGGAACGACUGCAAGAGCAGCCCUCUCUCCUCCUGUGGUUUCCAGGAGCUGGUGUUCAGAAGCGUUGCUGCCUCCGACUGGGCAGGCAGAGCACUGCCAUCAUGGCUUAUAUAGCCACAAAUAGCCUUAUCUUCCUGAAUCUUCCAACGUUUGGCUCCCCUGAAUGCCUACAAAUUUUAGUGUUCUGAGAGAGGUAGAAAAAUAUUUCUCUAUCUACUUUCUCCAUACCAUGCAUGAUUUUAUAAAGUUCAAAAAAACUUCUAUAAAGAUUUUUAAAGACUCCAUCCAUCCCCUGUGCUGUUCCUUAUGUGCUUCCAUUUAUCCCAGCUUGCUGGCUGGGACUGAUAGGAGUCCAAAACAUCUGGAGGGCACCAAGUGGGAGAAGGUUGAGCUGGAGGGAGGCGAAGAGAAGAGGAACCUUGCAAUAUCUUCACAUGGCACAGGUUCACAGGCCCUGCUGUGGCCUCCCCCCAGAAAACACGCACUUUGUUUUGUGGUUCCUUUUCCGUUCGGUUCUUAAAUGUUUGUCUCUUAAAUUAUUCCCUGUCACAGGCCUCUCCUUCUCAGAGCUUUGCAAACCUGCUUCAAAUGAUGUAUCAGGAACCCUUGCGAUGGUCCUACACAUUCCAGACUUACUCAUGCCUGAGUCGGCUGAAGGCGCAGCUGGAGCCUCUGUCUGUCAAGCCCCUGAAGAUGUGGGACCAUGUGCGGGUUUUUGAGAGAUCUAUAUACAGUGAUAGGUAUGGUGCCACAGUCCUGUUCCUGAAGUUGGCAGCAGCAGCAACAGUGAGAUGGGGCCACAGGCCAAGAGAAGUGGGGAGAUGUUUGCCUUUUGAAAGAACUGUACACCCCCUUUUGAAAUGUUCUCAAGUAUUCAGUGCCCCCUCUCCAUGUGCAGAGUGCUCUGCAGUUUCUUCCCACGCUUUCAUUGUUGUUGAAUGGUCCUUGCAGUUCCUUCCAACUUAUAAUUGGGGAAACUAAGGAUGGUGCCCCCUUAGCAAGGAAAGCUUUGCCAUUCCUUCCAUUGGAGCCUCUUCCCCACAAGGAAGAGGAAAACCUUCCAUUUUGUAAUGAUGAAUGGAUGCCAAUUGCAAAUACAAUAUUUGGGAAGCUUGGCAGUUUCGCAUUUAUCUCUGACUUGCCUGUUCUUCUUCCUGUGUUUGUUGCUGUGCGGGUGGUUUAACUACAUGGUCCUCCCCCAGGUACGUCUUUGCCAAAAACCUGUUUGAGAUUGGCCACCUGGCAGAGAUUGAGUGGGCAAUUUACCAGGACUGGCACACUUUUCUCCAACAAGCAUUCGGGGAACAGCUUGACAUCCAUGGCUUCCUUUAUCUACGGGCACCUCCAGAGGUAACUGGAAACCUCUGUUAUAUUUAUUAGACACUUCGCCACCUCCCACCCUCAAAAAUGAAAGUCAAAGUGAUUUACAGAAAUGAAGAUUGAAAGCAAGUGUUAGGCCAGAUGGUUCACUCAUGUAGGAGACUGCCUGCUACAUCUCUGUCCGAGUCAUUGCUCUGGCUGCCUCACCUUCUACUCUGCUGAAGGCAGGUAAAUCGGCAGGCUUGUUGCAUUGGAUGUGAAUGGAUCCUUCAAAGUUGGUGCCCUGGGUGCACCUUCUCCCAGUCAGGAAGCAUGUCCGUGAAGGUUUGGGUGGGCUUCUUUAAUCAUAGAAUUUUAGAGGUGAAAGGGACCCAGUGGGUCAUCUAGUCCAACCCCCUGCAAUGCAGGAAUCAAGGCAAGUUUUGACUUGUAUACAUCAGCAGUGGCUCUGCUUUGUUAGCCCAGGGGCCACAUUUUGUACCAGCAAGUUCUCCAGGGGCCGCAGUACGUGUUAGGCAUUGUCUGAAAAGUCGGUGUGAUGACCAACACACCUGCGCAUAUGUGUGCGCACACACACCACACACGCAACACACAUCACACCACUGAGCACUCAUGCAAAGCAGAGAUUGUGAAGGAGGGGAUGGUACUUGGUUGUUCCAGCUAGAAACACAGCAAUUUUCUCCAUUGCAACCCAGAACGCUUUUCCAAUUCAAGAGGGAGAACGGAGAAGACCAUGGAAAGGGAAAGCCAUGAGAGAGUUAGUGUGGCCAGCCAGGUGCCUUUGGGAAAUCCACAAGCAGGAUUAAUAAUAAUAAUUAUUAUUAUUUAUACCCUGCCCUCCCCGGCCAGGCUCAGGGCGGCUAACACCAAUAAAAUCACAGUAAAAACUUAAUAGGGGGAAAAGGGGGGGGGAACCCAAUUAAAAUACAGGUUAAAAUGCAAUUUAAAAUGCAGCCUCAUUUUAAAGUAGCUGAUAAAUCAAGACUAUAAGGGGAGGGAAACAUAAGGGUCAGACUGAGUCCAAACCAAAGGCUGGGUGGAACAGCUCUGUCUUGCAGGCCCUGCGGAAAGAUGUCAAGUCCCGCAUUGCCCUAGUCUCUUGUGACAGAGCGUUCCACCACGUUGGGGCCAGUGCUGAAGAGGCCCUGGCCCUAGUUGAGACCAAUCUAACCUCCUUGAGGCUCGGCACCUCCAAAGUGUUGUUAUUUGUGGACCUUAAGGUCCUCCGCGGGGCAUACCAGGAGAGGCGGUCCCGUAGGUACGAGGGUCAAGCACAAGACACUCUCCCUUCCUGUAGUUUCCAGCAACUGAUAUUCAGAACCCUUUAGCCUUGUAGCCAUCACUGCCUUCUGUGGGAGCAAGUUCCAUAGUUUAACUCUGGGCUGCAUGAAAAAUGGUCUUCCUUCUGUCUGUCUAGAAACUUUCAUUGGAUGUUCAAGAGUUUUAUUGUUACGAGAGAGGGAGGGAAAACAUUUUAUCUAUCCACUCUCUCCACGCCAUGCAUAAUUUUAUAAACUUCUAUCCUGUUGCCAGUUACUCACAAUUUCUCUGAACUAAAAAGUCCCAAGUGCAGCAACCUUUCCUUGUAAGGGAAUCACUGCAUCCCCUUGGCUGCUGUUUUCUGAAGCUUUCCCAACUCUACAAUAUCCUUCUUGAGGUGAGGCUGUAUACAGGACUGUAUUCCAAAUGUGAUCUCAUCAUAAAAUUUGCAUAACGGCAUUACGAUACUGGCAGGUCUAUUUUCAACGCCUUUCCUAAUGAUCCCUAGAAUGGAUUUGCUUUUUUCACAGCUGCUGCAUUCUGGGUCUAUAGAAAGCCACUUGGGGCUGGAUCAGGCUUGCAUUGUUUGCUCCAUUGGUAAACCUCCUUGGGUGUGAGAGUGAAGUGUGCCUCUCUGGCAGAACAGGAGUUGCUGGUUUUAAGGCAGUGUGGGGCUCUGGCGCUCAUGGCACUGGCCAAUGAAUUUCCCUUUCCCUCCUUUCAGAUCUGCAUGGAAAGAUUGCGCCAAAGAGGGAGGCCUGAAGAGAAGGAGGUCCAGCUGCGCUACCUGGAGCAGCUUCACACUCAACACGAACAUUGGCUCAUGGAGAAGAGCACAGAGUGAGUCAUGGGCGGAGCAGCAGAGAGCUGGCUUCAGUGGGAAGGCAGUUGUGGCGCCGCAGGGAGCGUCUGCUCUCUGCGCUUGAGCCUCUUAAUUUUGGUUGCACGCGGUUGUGUCACGUGGCAGGUGUAUGUUGGUGCCAGAGCACCUGCCUGAUUCCACACGGAAGAGAGAAGCAUGCAGCCAAGCCACAGUUCCCGUCACCUGGAGAUGAGGAUGAGGAUUUACAUCCCACCUUCUUUCCUUCAAGGAACUCAAGGCGAUGUAUAUGGUCCUCUCGCUCCCUGUUUUAUUCUCACAACAACUCUGUGAAGUGGGUUCGGCUCCAAGACAGUGACUGGCCCAAGGCUUCUGAGUGAGGAUUCGCAUCCAGGUCUCCCAGGUCCUUGUCCAACACUUUAACUGCUAAACAUAACUGCUGCUGGGCUAUGAUGCUGAACAGCAGAAAGGGCCAAAAGGAACCAGGAAGUCUUGGUAGCACAGAAAUGGGUGGGCUAAAGACCACGAAGUGCAGGAGGGCAGCUGUGUACAGACGGGUGCUGUGUCCUGGGCUGCGCACAACUCGGGCCCCAAAAUAAGAUACGUGGCAGGCAACAUUUGGAAGUGGGCCAUGGGGUGUAUUUGCCAUUCGCUUCCCAACCAGAAUCCUUAACAGUCUCUUGCUCACCAGACACAAUUAGUGGGCUCUGGAUCACUCAAGAGCAGCUUUCCUAACAGUAAGUCAGGCCUGAUCCAGAUUACUCUUUUAUGAUUAAUUUGGGAUUACUUAUUGGCAGAAUUUUUAUCCUUUCCCAUUGUCACAGUUUACAGGCCACUACUGUGUUAGUUGCAGUGUUGUUGCAAACCAGAGAGAGGCUGGAAGUUUCCGUUCUGCAGUGGGAGCGAUGUGUGAAAUCACAAGCUAGCUCAGCCUUCUCCAACUUUGUGCCCUCCCCAUGUUUUAAGCUGCAACUCCUAUCAGCUCCAGCUAACAUGGCUGUGCUCCCAUCAACUCUGGCACACUGGCUGGGGCCGAUGGGAGUUGAAGACCCAAAUCUCCGGAGGGCAUCAAGUUGGGAAAGGCUGCUCUAGGGAUUAAGUCGUCGUCAUCCUUUAUUUUUUAUUCAUUCUGUUCCAUUUAUGAAUGCUUCCUGUAGUGACUAAGAAUAAAAACAAGUUUGUAUAUUUUAAACAAGUUCAAAGCCAAUCCAUGCGCAGACUGGGAUAAAAAUCUCUACUGCACUUCUUUUAAACCUGCAAGAUGUAUGUUCUCAUUUUGCAUGCUUUAUUCUGAACACAUUGCUAGGGUUUUCCAACUGUUAUUUAGCAGGAAGAGAGGCAGGAAGGAAUUAUUGUUGCUUUACGCCAGCAGUUAAGGCGACUACAACUUCACCCCUCCACCAAAAAGCAGAAGAGACUGUAAAUUACAGGUGCCCAAUGUUAUCUUCCUUGCUGUUUAAUCAGUAAAACACAUCUGACAGCCUUGCAUAUUGUGCUCACUUACAACUGAGCUUCUGGAAUCCAGUGAGUCUUUGGGUGGUGAUGUCUUCACUCAGCUGAGCUCUCUUGCCACACAGAGCCUGUCCAUCAUAUUCUGAACCUUAAUCAGUGGAAGCAAAGCAGAUGAACUUCCAUGUUUUGCCUUGAUCUUUCACCCCCAGUCCUCUUGCUCUCAACCUAUAGUUAGUCAUAUCCAUCUUAAAGAAUAAGUGUGUUUUCCAGUUCUACAUUAUUAGUUUUCAGAACCAAGCUUUUUUAAAGCUUACAUAGUUGUAUAGUACGGGCAAAAGCAGCAGAGUAACUGUCAAGCAUGAUCAGAACAUGGGACUAUCUGAUCUCCCCUUUCCACUGCUUGUGAAUUCUAAAGAUUUAAUUCAUUUUAAAUGAAGCCCAAUUCUAUAUCCCUACUUACAGUGGUACCUUGGGUUACAGAGGCUUCAGGUUACAGACACUUCAGGUUACAGACACUCCAGGUUACAGACUCCGCUCACCCAGAAAUAGUACCUCGGGUUAAGAACUUUGCUUCAGGAUGAGAACAGAAAUCGUGCGGCGGCAGCAGUGGGAGGCCCCAUUACCUAAAGUGGUACCUCAGGUUAAGAACAGUUUCAGGUUAAGAAUGGACCUCCAGAAUGAAUUAAGUUCUUAACCCAAGGUACCACUGUACUCAUAAAUGUGGGGCACUCCUCCUUUCUUAUUCUGACAUGUUUCUUCUUGUGAUGAUGCAGACAUUUGCCCAAAACUUUGUCUCCCUCACUUGUGUCCCUCUUGAAGUUGCAUGUAAUACUAAACUGUAGUCAGAAACAAACUAUGGCUUACUGUGAAUUUGUGUGUUUUUCCACACAGUUCCAAUUGCACCCACCCUUUGCCAAGCUGGGAGUAAACAAAACUACUGUGCUAGCUUAGCAUUUUGUGUGAACCAGCAUUGGUAGUUUGCAUCUCUCCAAAGAAACUAGUAAGUCAAGAAGAAACCUUGACUUCCGCCCAUGGUUUGUUUGGGUUAGUGUUUGCACACAACCCUAAUCCAAUACUGUUGUUUGUUUCCUCCCAGUUGCCAAAUGGAUGAGCAGAGUGGGUGUGAUUUGAGCAGCACGUAUCAGCUUGCUAGCACAUUCAUAGUAAACUAUAGUUUGUUUCUGACCAUGACUUACUGUUAGGUGAAAGCCAAGCCAUUAACUAGCUUGUCCCAUCCUUCCUCACUAUAGCCUGUCACUACAAACACACACCAUUCCCUGUAUCCUAAGUGAAGGCAAAUAGAGAAAGCAGAGGUUUGGCUUGCAGUGAGGUGGCCAGUGACCUGUGGUGUUGUGAGCCUCAGUGUUACCUUAGACGAAGAAGUUUGGGGCUGAAAGACGGAGGCAGAGCGUGGGUGCAUGGAGGCUAGAUUGUUAAGUGAGCACAUUGCAGAAAAUGCUUGCUGCUUACAUGAUGCAGAAAUUAAGGUUGGCACCUUAAGUUACAAUUUCUACAUUUUGGGAUGUGCGUAAUGGAAUUAGUAAGUGCCUUAAAAAACGUGGUUUUUUUUAUCUGAAGGUAGAAUGUAUUUGGCUUUGUUUCAAGGAAAUGCAUUGAAUUAUAUGAGUCACGGUGAUGGUGCAAAGCAGCAAAAUUUAGCUUCACUGUGGGUGUAUAAUAAUCAACAUAUGCACUAUGCUUCAAGAUGUUGAAAGCUCUAUCUCUGUGUAAUAAUCUGCAAUCCUUGCAUGAAGCUGCAAGAGAGGCUGUUUUAUAAAAUUAUUGCUGGUUUUAUUAACUUCACAGUGUGAUCAACAGUUCAAGGAGUAGAUUUGGUAUACUGUAUAGUAUAAGCCAGGGACGCGGGUGGCGCUGUGGGUUAAACCACAGAGCCUAGGCGGUUCGAAUCCCCGUGACGGGGUGAGCUCCCAUUGCUCGGUCCCUGCUACUGCCAACCUAGCAGUUCGAAAGCACGUCAAAGUGCAAGUAGAUAUCGGCGGGAAGGUAAACGGCGUUUCCGUGUGCUGCUCUGGUUCGCCAGAAGCGGCUUAGUCAUGCUGGCCACAUGACCCGGAAGCUGUACGCCGGCUCCCUCGGCCAGUAAAGCAAGAUGAGCGCCGCAACCCCAGAGUCGGCCACGACUGGACCUAAUGGUCAGGGGUCCCUUUACCUAUAGUAUAAGCCACUUUUAUCUCCAAAUUGCUCUGGGAUGGCAAUAUGGUAAAGCUGAGGAUUACAACAGGGGCAGGAAUCUUUGGGUCUGUAGAGAGAAUGCGCCCCCAGACCUCUUUGUCUGGCCCUUGGAACAUUCCCCAGGCCAUGCCCCUCACUGACCCUGCUUCACACCCUUUUGGGCCUGGCUGGAAUGUAAGCUUGAACUCUUGAUUGUCUGGAUGGAUGAUGGAGGGGUGUGUGUGUGUGUGUGUGUGUGUGUAGAAACUACCCUACUACACAAAGGUAAAAUUUCCUUUUUUUAAAAAAAAAUAAUAUUUAUUAAAGUUUCAAAGGGGAAAAAAAUCACAUUAGUAAAAAAAUUAACAAUGAAAAGGAAAAAUACAAAGUAGAAAAAAAGAAAAAACAGUUAAAAACAAUUCAAUCUUUUCCUCACUUCUUUUACGUUUACUUGUUUCCCGGACCUCCUCAUACCUACCUCUUUUGUAUUCCAAUUAAAUUUGUUAAUCCAACAAUUCCUUUCCCUCCUUUUUAAUCCUAAUCUUUAAUCUUGAUAUAUUAUAACUUUAAAUUUUUACAUAUUAAAAACCAAUUUUUCCAUAUUCUUUUGUACCUGUACAGCUAGAAACCACUUAACUUCAACCCAACAUCAUUCUAACAUUCAUUAAUUUUGCAAUAUUUCUGUAAAUAGUCUUUAAAUUUCUUCCAAUCUUCUUCCACCGACUCUUCUCCCUGGUCACGGAUUCUGCCAGUCAUUUCCGCCAAUUCCAUGUAGUCCAUCAUUUUCAUCUGCCAUUCCUCCAGUGUGGGUAGAUCUUGUGUCUUCCAGUGCUUUGCAAUGAGUAUUAUUGCUGCUGUUGUAGCAUACAUAAAGAAAGUUCUGUCCUUUUUUAACACCGAUUGGCUGACUAUGCCCAGGAGAAAGGCCUCUGGUUUCUUCAAGAAGGUAUAUUUAAAUACCUUUUUUAGUUCAUUAUAUAUCAUCUCCCAGAAAGCCUUAAUCUUUGGGCACGUCCACCAAAGGUGGAAAAAUGUACCUUCAGUUUCUUUACAUUUCCAACAUUUAUUAUCAGGCAAAUGGUAGAUUUUUGCAAGCUUGACUGGGGUUAUGUACCACCUGUAUAUCAUUUUCAGGUAAAAUUUCCAUUCAUUCUUCUGUCACCAGUAUGUGACCCCGAGAAGAUUGUCUAAAGGGAAUGUGGCCCCUGGUCUGCAAAAGGUUCCCCUUGCUCUGCUUUCAACAACCUUGGCAUGUAGUGCACUGAAGGGAAUGAGGUGAAUUAAUGAGACAACUCAAAGUCAAUGCAGAUGAGAUCAUUCAAGGAAGUGAGCUGAACUACCCACUGUAACUGAAGCCACAAUAUUGAUUGUAUAGUGAAAAGAAUUAAGGAAAUAACAUUCUUAUUGCCCCCACAGGAUUCAUUCUGAAAACAUAAGAAAUGCUCCAGUCUUGCUGCUUGAUGUCACAAAGGACUUUGAGGAUGACACAAAUGAACAAGGGAGGCUUAUGUCCCAGGUAAGAUUUCACUUCUGUGAAAUGUGAAAGCUUUGGUAUAAUGCACAAAACUUGCGUUUUCUUCCGUCAGAUUAAAGUUGGCACCGUAAGCUACCAAUUUGCCUUAAUUGUGUGCCUCUUAUUCACUGGAACUAACAUGGCAACAACUGAACAAACAAUUGUUUGGAUUUUAUUUGAAGAUCUGUUUCCUCUUUUUGUAGGUGAAGACUUUUAUAAAGACUCUCUCAGGGGAGGCUUUCCCUUCUGCGUCUACCGCUGCCUCCUAGCCCAGGAGCUCAAAGCAGGCUCCUCUGAGUGGAUGGCCACCAAGAAGAGGCCAAGAGAAAGCAGUCCUUGAUGGUCAACUCCAUUGGGAGUUAAGAGCUCGGCCAAGUCAGAGGUGCUUGCAAGAAUUAAAGGUCUCUCUGCUCAGUACUUGCAGGGAAAGAAGCUCUCUGGGCAGCAAAAUCCCAACCUAGUCUACAGAUAGAAAGAAGAAUUGCAGCAGGUGAAAGAGAGGGAUGUUGGGGGCAAUUUCGCUUGGGCUGGGUGAGCUCAGAAGCCACACAGAGGCCUCUGUUCGGUCAAGUGAGAGAUCAGUCCUCUGAUCUCUUGCCUGGAAAGGGCCUGGCAGGGUGCUCUGCCACGUGAGAGAGUGGUGGCCCAUUUAAUAGAUUUGGGCAGUGGUGCAUCUACUUAAUUUUGUUGGUACUGGCUACCAGUGGCUCCUUUGCCAUGAUUCUGGACCUGCUCCCUCUCCAACUUCUGCCUGCUGCAUUUUCUCAGGGUGGGGAGUCUCAAGUUGUUGAGUCUAUAUGUGCCCUCAAUUCCUGCUACUUACUGUGACAUGGCAUGAUAGCAAUAGACACCUUGGGCUCACUUCUGUAAUAUAUUAUUUUUAAGCACCCUGCACUUAGACACCCACUUGAAUUUCCUAGGCACUGUGGGACCGUCUAACAGUGCCCAGUUCCUGUGCAUCUGCACACCUUUCCAUUGUCUGUGCAUCAAUAGCCUCCCCCUUGGAGAAGAGAGAUUGGAAACUGAUUGACACCGAAUUCAGGGACCAACCGAGGAAUCUCGAAGGUUCGGAGUGUGAAGAAUAGACUGAAUUCUGUACAGUUGUGUUAGUGUCUGUAUGUGGCAGAUGUAAAAAAACCAGACAUGUACUUGAGUUUUUCAAGGGGCUGUUGUCUCUUCUGCUGCUUCCCACCCCCAGUGCAACUCUUACUUAUGUGAUGGAGGCCUCUUGGGCUAUAGCAUCUCUGUGCAUGAAGGCCACUGCAUGGUUGAUGUCACACACAAAUAUAGCAACUGUACAUUGUUUUUGAGAAUACUUUUCACCUUCUUUAUCUGCCUUUAUCACAUUUCCAUGAAAUUUAUCAAGUUUAUCCUACAACCAUAGCCCUCUUCAUUCAUUGCUUGUGCAAAGGGGCAACAUGGAUACAAAGGUUUUAAAUUUUUUGUAGAUUUUCCUUCAGCACAAGCACCUGCAAAGUUCCUUUUAAAAGAAAUGGAAUAAAUGGGAUGUCUGUCUAUGAGCAGUCCAGUUUAAAGUUUAAGAUAGCCCUGUGGUAUAGUAUCUUAAGACGCUAGAGGCGCACAUAUCACCAUGAAUUUUGCAGAGAGGAUAUGAAAAGUAUGCCCAGUGCCUCUGUGGAUAGUAAAGUUCACGAAGUUGACUUUGGGAAACUGGAAUAUGGAUGUCCAAGUAUUUUUGUCCAUGCAUGUUUCAUCCUUUUCUCCUCAAGAAAUAGUCCUGUUGCAUUUGAUCUUGCCUUUCCAAGUCUCACUAAACCUAUAUAUGCAAGUUCAUCAGCAGUAGAUGGAAUGACGUGUCAACCCCUUACUUUUUGUACAUAGCAUUAAAAUUCAUGCACCAAUUAUAAAUAAGCAACAGUACAAAACACUCCCUUUUUAAUGCAGUGCUUUUAAUGAUGGGUGUUGUCAACAUUUAAUUUAUCUCUCUUCUAAUGUAUAAAAUUACUGUAUUUUUUUUAAGGCUGCUGUGUGUGAUUAUGGCCUGUGUCCAGUGGUCUGUUGAAGUUCAGAGAUUCUGUUUCCAAAGCUGCUUGCAGUAUCCUUAGAAAGUUUUGGAUAAACCAUUUCUGCCACUGGGCUAUUGUCCUUAUAUACUCAGUUGCACUGGGGGCAUCAACAUUUACUGCAGCUGAAGAAAUGUGUAUGGGGGAGGGCAGCUGCUGGAGAUCCCCUCCUCACAGUGUUCUUGAAUGUUGGGUCCCUGGGUGUGGUUGGGUUCUCAAUUCCCAUCAUCCCCAGACAGCUUAGCUGGGAGGACAGGGAGGAGUAGUCCGGAACACUUUUCUCCUUUAUGUUUUUUACUACAUCUAGUUGAUAGUUUCUGUCCCUGCGCAAGGAUAUCGUUAGCAUGUUACAAAAUCCUCUGGUUGCAGCCCUCUUUGUGUUGCUUCUGUGUAAACAUGCAGUUGACCCUGAAGAUGUACAUGCUUCUUGGAGUUGAAUGGGAGCAACCACAGAAGUGGUGUCAGCAAUUGACUUCUGUGUUCCAGUCUUCUACUCAUCUCAGCCUCCCCCAUUAAGAGGAAGGCUGCUUCUGUACCACUAUAAUGUGCUUUUUAAAAGAUUCAGUACGCUGUUAAACCUUUCGUUUGUAGAUAACUGCAUUCUUCUCAAAUUUGUACAGUUGCUACAGUUAAAUCAAGGUCCGUAUAGUUAAAGCUCUGGUUUUCCCAGUAGUGAUGUAUGGAAGUGAGAGCUGGACCAUAAAGAAGGCUGAUCGCCAAAGAAUGGAUGCUUUUGAAUUCUGGUGCUGGAGGAGACUCUUGAGACUCCCGUGGACUGCAAGAAGAUCAAACCCAUCCAUUCUGAAGGAAAUCAGCCCUGAGUGCUCACUGGAAGGACAGAUCCUGAAGCUGAGGCUCCAAGACUUUGGCCACCUCAUGAGAAGAGAAGACUCCCUGGAAAAGACCCUGAUGUUGGGAAAGAUGGAGGGAACAAGGAGAAAGGGAUGACAGAGGACGAGAUGGUGGGACAGUGUUCUCGAAGCUACCAGCAUGAGUCUGACCAAACUGCGGGAGGCAGUGGAAGACAGGAGUGCCUGGCGUGCUCUGGUCCAGGGGGUCACGAAGAGUUGGACACAACUAAACAACAACAGUUAAAUCAGUAAAACGAGUAACUUUAAACACGGAGAAAGGGAGUAAAUAAAAGUUUGCUUUCCUCUCAU
This is a messenger RNA of Podarcis lilfordi (Lilford's wall lizard), 13868 nucleotides long. NCBI's taxonomy places the organism in Eukaryota, Metazoa, Chordata, Lepidosauria, Squamata, Lacertidae. The record is from the annotation of a GenBank genome assembly.